AUGCUAUUCCUCUUUACAGGUUCCACAUUCCAAGAACUGACCUGUUUUAUAUCCAGAAACUUCCCAAAAAACAAUGGCCAGACUGUUGCAACCUCCACCCAAGUUUCAUCCCUCAGAAUGGGACAUUGCAAACAAGAUGCAGUGUGCCAGCACAGAGUCUCAGAAAUCCAGGUCAGAGCGUGUGAUAGCUGAGAGCCGGAGGCUGUUGGAUGAAAUAGAAAAGACAACUCAGAAAACCCAAAGUGAUGUCAACAAGAAAAUAGAACAGAGACAGGAAGAAAUAAAAUUCUGGAAGCAAGAAUUAAAUAACAAACUUGAACAAAUUGUUCAUGAGACAGAGAUACUGUUGACUUUCAAGACUAGGCUGGAGAAAUCUUUGGAGAGCUGUAAAGAGCCACUUGCCGUUGCCCAAAAGUGUCUCCUGAACAGGCAGAGGCGAGCUGGGAUUGACUUGGUGCACGAUGAAGUGGAACAGGAACUGGUGAAGGAAGCUGAAGUCCUCCAAGGGGUUAUUGCUUUGCUUGAACGUACAUUGGAACAAACCAAUGAGCAAAUCAGACUAAACCGUUCAGCAAAAUACAACCUGGAAAUGGAUCUGAAGGACAAGUUCACAGCUUUGAUGAUUGAUGAUUACUGUGCUAGCUUGACAAACAACACUCCUGAUAUCAGAUAUGCUGAUAAUGCAGUGAAAAUAGAAGGAAAUUUUGUUAGCCCUGAAGACUGGGUAGAUUUCUCAAACAUAAAUGUUGAAAAGGCUGACAAGCAGAGAAACAAUUCUUUGGCACUGAGGGUGCUGAUUGAUGGCAUCCUCUCACAGACAGCGAAUGACAUACGCAAACAAUGUGAGAUGGUGAACGUUGCGUUUAGAAAUAGGGUGAAGGAAGUCAAGGAUGCCAAGCAUAAGCUAGAGACACUCCUUGCAAUGGUGAUGGAUGAGACUGCCUCACAGGAGAAGAACAUUGCAGCCUUAAAGAAAGCAAUUGCUGAUAAAGAAGGACCUGUUAAAGUGGCUCAAACCCGCUUGGAAGCAAGGAACCAUCGCCCCAAUGUAGAAUUGUGUUACGACACAGUGCAAUACAGGUUGACUAGUGAAGUUCAAGAGAUUACAAAAAAUAUUCAGAGAUUAAAGGACACACUGGCACAGGCUGAGACAGAGCUGAAAGGUCUGAGCCGCCGACAGCUUUCCUUGGAGGAGGAGAUCCAGGUCAAGGAAAAUACAUUGUACAUUGAUGAAGUGCUCUGCAUGCAAAUGAGAGAGUCUUUUUACAUUAUCAGCUUCUGA
This is a messenger RNA of Charadrius vociferus (killdeer), 1282 nucleotides long. It is a transcript of the gene TEKT1, whose product is annotated as tektin 1. The record is from RefSeq and is a predicted model, not a curated record. The transcript has 7 exons. Gene Ontology annotation, biological process: cilium assembly; cilium movement involved in cell motility. Lineage: Eukaryota; Metazoa; Chordata; Aves; Charadriiformes; Charadriidae. Bases 74 to 1282 code for a protein of 402 amino acids. Gene Ontology annotation, cellular component: nucleus; microtubule cytoskeleton.